AUGCGGAUCACAGCUGGCUGGUUCCCCCUGCUCCUGGUGCCGCUGGGCUGCUCUCACGACGUGCACUGGACGUACACAGGAGAGCUGGAUGAAGAGCACUGGGGAAAGCACUUUACAGACUGCGCUGGGAAGCACCAGUCUCCCAUUGACAUCCAGAGGAGAAAAGUGAGGUACAACCCCCAGUUACUGCAGCUGGAGCUGACUGGUUACGAUGGGCCUUUGCAAGGGGAUUUCACGAUGACCAACAACGGUCACUCGGUUCAGAUCGAUUUGCCACCCACCAUGCACAUCUCCGGAGGGCUCCCAGGUCCCUCCCCCGCCGUACAGAUGCACCUGCACUGGGGGGGCCUGGACCUGGAGACCAGCGGCUCCGAACACACCCUGGACGGGAUGAGAUACUUUGCAGAGCUGCACAUUGUCCAUUACAACUCUGCUGACUACUCAAGCUUUGAAGAAGCCAAAGACAAACCGAAUGGACUGGCUGUGCUUGCCUUCCUGUAUGCGGAUGGGCACUUUGAGAAUACUUACUACAGUGAAUUCAUUUCCAAACUGGCAAAAAUCAGGUUUGCAGGCCAAUCCACAAAGCUCAGCUCUCUGGAUAUCCAAGCCAUGCUGCCAGAAAACCUCUCACACUUCUACAGGUACCAGGGCUCGCUCACAACCCCGCCCUGCUCCGAGAGCAUCAUCUGGACCAUCUUCCGUUCUCCCAUUGUCCUCUCGCACACGCAGAUCAGCCUCCUGGAGAACACCUUGCUGGACUGGCACAACAGGACGCUGCGCAAUGACUACCGGCACGCUCAGCCCCUCAACGGGCGGGUGGUGGAGUCGUCCUUCAGAGCCCAACUCACCCAAGAACAAUGCCAUCCAGAAGAAUUCAACCUCAGGCUGGAACAAAUCCAGAUGCAGCUCCAAGACAUGAAGAGAGAGCUGCUGAACGGAGUGAGUCAUGUAGCAGGAAAUGUAACCGCUGCCUUUUUGGUUAUUUCAGGUACAAAAUCCCACACUUUUCCAGCUUUCUACUUCCCUGUGGAGAACAUUGAGAGUUUUGUGAAUGUCCAUCCCCUCCAUGAUAUGUCUCUCCAAGCCUUCACCUUGUGUUUCUGGACAAAAGCCCAGCACGCCGGCAGCCAGACGGUUCUUUCCUACGCCACCCAGGAGAGGGAUAACGAGCUGGUGGUGACGGUGGGCACAGAGGUGGGAUUGUGGAUAGGAGGCCACUUCAUCAGCUUCCCCCUCUACCACAAGGCAAAAGAUUGGCUACACUACUGCAUGGCAUGGGCCUCCCAGGCUGGAAUGGCAAAUCUAUGGCUCAAUGGAGCAGCUGGGAAAGCCAAGAGUAUCCAGAAGGGUUACGUGAGCCAGGCUGGAGGGACACUUGUCCUUGGGAAAGACAGAGACACUCUUCUUGGGACAUUCUCCAAUGGUUUUGCAGGGUGGAUGACCCAGGUGAACCUGUGGAGCCAAGUUCUCAGUCCUGCAGAAGUUCGGGCACUUGCACUGUGCAAACCAGGACAACUGAAGGGAGAUAUCAUUGCAUGGGGAGAAACCUCCAUGACCCUCUUUGGGGGGGUGGUUCUGGAGCCUGACACCAGCUGUCAGUGA
Messenger RNA from Pterocles gutturalis (yellow-throated sandgrouse), 1602 nucleotides. It is a transcript of the gene CA6, whose product is annotated as carbonic anhydrase VI. The record is from RefSeq and is a predicted model, not a curated record. Gene Ontology annotation, molecular function: zinc ion binding; carbonate dehydratase activity. Lineage: Eukaryota; Metazoa; Chordata; Aves; Pterocliformes; Pteroclidae. The transcript has 9 exons. Bases 1 to 1602 code for a protein of 533 amino acids.